This is a messenger RNA of Dendronephthya gigantea, 1246 nucleotides long. Its product is annotated as E3 ubiquitin-protein ligase TRIM33-like. The transcript has a single exon. The record is from RefSeq and is a predicted model, not a curated record. Bases 8 to 1189 code for a protein of 393 amino acids. Gene Ontology annotation, molecular function: zinc ion binding; ubiquitin-protein transferase activity. Gene Ontology annotation, cellular component: chromatin; nucleoplasm. Gene Ontology annotation, biological process: positive regulation of DNA-templated transcription. Lineage: Eukaryota; Metazoa; Cnidaria; Anthozoa; Malacalcyonacea; Nephtheidae.
CUAAACUAUGGCGUUGUCGCUUGAAACAAUUCAAACAAGCAUGAUCAUUUCACAACAAUGGCAAUGCUCUGUUUGUCGAAAGUUAUUGAAAGACCCAAGAACGCUUCCAUGUUUGCAUUCAUUCUGUAAAGCAUGUCUCGAAGACAUUGUUCAAGCAUGUCCUGACAAAGCACCCGACGGUCGACGUAUCCGUGAGUCACCCUGUCCUAAUUGUGGCCAAUCCUUUACAAUCGAUUCCCGCAAUCAGAUCCCCGAUGUGCGACAAAAUCAUUUCAUAUGUAAUUUGGUUGAAGAAGCGACCAUCCAGGAUGAGAGUCACGAGACCGCCGACGUUCCCUGUUCGCAUGAGUGUACCGAAGGUCCUUCAAUUGCUCGUUGCCUCACCUGUAAGAAAUUCCUGUGCAAGGAAUGUCUAGCAGUCCAUAACAAAUAUCGAGGUCACAGCAAUCAUUCUGUGCUCACGAUGAAAGAGCUGACUAAGCCAGAAAAUCGGACGAAAUUGAGAGAGAAAAUAUAUUGCAAUGAACAUCAAGGCGAGACAUUGAUCGCAUACUGCCAGACAUGCGACAAGCUGGUUUGUAAGAAAUGCAUGGACGGCAAACACGCCAGGUUCGUUCAUUCCCGUUUUUUAGUUCAAAAUUUGGCAGGCUCCUGUAGGACGAGAUUGGCAUUGGAAAACCAAGCGAUGCAUACUGCUUUGUUUGAAGGAUAUGGUCGUCUUGGCAACUUACUGUUGGCGAAUAGUCUACUUGAUAGCGAUGUUGAAAGUGUUAAAAGAGACAUUGAACAGCAAAAGGAUAGCGUUAUAGCACAACUCACCGGCAUGAUAGAACAAAAGGCUGCAAUGCUUUUAGAUGAAGUUGACUCAAUUUAUUCCCGUGAGCGGUUGAGGUUGGCUGAACCAACAGAGAAUGCAAAGGAAUAUGUCGAAAAUAUGCAUCGGUCUGUUCAGCUUUCCAGAAAAUUGAUUGAAAGCGGUACGGGGGAAGAGAUUGUGUCCUCGUACAAAAUGCUGUCUGAUAACGCGGAUACUCUACUGAGAAAGUGCCCAAAUGAUUUUUGGGCACCAGUGCACGUUGCCAAGCUGAGUUACACCUCGUGUAUAAUGGAGCCAUCGAGUGAAGAGAUUAACGCGGUCUUGGCCGACUUUUUUGGAGUGGUUAAGGCCAAUGGAAUGUAUAAAUUAUAGUAAGUAGUAUUUAAACAAAGAUUUUUGCACUAUUGUACAAAGUGGUACUGUGGUUGU